Molecule: messenger RNA, 2030 nt
Organism: Oncorhynchus gorbuscha (pink salmon)
Lineage: Eukaryota; Metazoa; Chordata; Actinopteri; Salmoniformes; Salmonidae
Product: probable G-protein coupled receptor 132
Exons: 3
Coding region: 491-1474 (327 amino acids)
Biological process (GO): G protein-coupled receptor signaling pathway
Cellular component (GO): membrane
Molecular function (GO): G protein-coupled receptor activity
Source: RefSeq, a predicted model, not a curated record
GAACAGACAAGGCCCUGAGGUUAAGACGCUGUGUUCCCUCAGAGGACGCAGACACUUUGUGCUGCACAGAUCACCAACAGAUUGAGCGAAGAAGGGGUUCUGUGGAACGGUAUGGGAGAGGUUUUCCACAAGGACUAGAGACACCCAAUCAAUAGAUCCUAAGCAGAGCAAUAUAUUGGUGCUGGACACCUGACUCUGGGAGCUAAUAGAAACAAUAUGGACAGAUCACAAGCAUAUGCAUUUAUGGAUGACUUCGAUUAGAGACAACUUCAUUGGUCAAACAUCUAUUUUCACCUUUUCUACCAUUCUACCAUUGCAUUUGUGAAUUAAUUUAAUGGAUAUAAAAUGCAGAGACUCUCACACCACCGUCUCUCUCUGGGAAUAUAGAUCUGUAUCAGAGGGUGAUGUAAGCACCUGUGUACUGUAGCACCUGGUUUCUUCUAAAAGGACUUUGAGGGUUCCGGCCCUCACCCAGAGACUGUCAGAGACCAUGUCCAACAACAGUGACAGCUGCAACCUCCCCCUGAACACUGACACAAUUGGUCUCACCUACAUCUACAGCCUGGCCUUCUCACUGGGUCUCCCUUGCAACCUGCUGUCCCUCUGGGGACUGUACCAACUGGGCCGCUCCGGUGGGGGUGGCUGCCAGCUGGUCUACAUCCUCAACCUGCUGCUUUCUGACCUCCUCCAGCUGCUCACCCUCCCCCUAUGGAUCCUGUACCUCCAGGGGGCUCACCGCUGGCCCUACGGCCGCCCCGCCUGCGAGUUUGUGGGCUAUGUCUUCUACGUCAAUGUCUACGCUAGCGUGGUGUUCCUCUGUUUGAUAGCGUUGGACCGUUGCCUGGCUAUAGUACACCCGUUGAGUAGUCGUGGCGUGCGGACGGUGCGGGUGGCGGCAGUGUCUGGAGUGGCGGUCUGGACGCUGACCUUCCUGUUCUGUUUAGGCGGGUUGCUUCCAUCGGUGUUCGACGCAGAGAGGCUGCUGUGUCUGGAGCAGUACCCUGUCAGCCUCAGAUAUGCCCACUUUAAGAUUGCUACAGUCAUCAUGGGGUUCCUUCUGCCCUGUGGUAUACUGGGUUACACCUCUGCCCGCAUUGGGGUGACCCUCCAACAGUCACCCUCCGUCUCCAACCAGGACCGCCACAAAAUCACAGGCAUCCUUGUCGUUAUCACCCUCAUCUUCAUUGUCGUCUUCGGACCCUACCAUCUGGUUGGGGGGUACCGUUUUGUCUCCCUCCUCCUUAUAGACAACCCCUGCGAGUUGGAACGGUCCAUUUUCCUGUGCUACCGGCUGUGCUACGGUCUGACCAGCCUCAACACUCUGCUGGACCCUCUGUUCUACAUCUUCCUGUGUCACAACGCCCGCCUGGAGCUCCGCAGGUCCCUAACGCCCUGUCUGGGACGGGGGCACACAGCCCCCAAACAGGUCAGACUCAGUCUCAGAGGGAAUCCUGAUCCUAGUGACAAUGUGUAAAAACACUGGAUUGGACAAACUGUUUUUGAAUGACGAAAACCUGGAUAAUCUGUGUUGUGUUUCCUGUUUCCUGUUCUUUGAUGAGUUUGAAUUCAGCAGGAGGACACAUUGUGUAGCGAGACUGGACAUACAGACAGUAUAUUACAGUGUUUUCUUGGACUUGCUCAAGGAACUGACUCCACUGGUUUGACUGCUGAGCAUUAGCGAUGGAAAAAAGCAGCAAUUGUGCCACCCAGUGGGGAGAGCAUGCAUGUUGCUAGCUGAAAUUGGAAAUAGCGUUCCAUCUACUUCACUUUUCUGCUGUGCCCGUCCUCUCUACCUGUUGAUGCACUGCCACAGCUGCCUCAGUUACUACUGUCAUAUGAAUGCACUAUAAUAAUAAUGUCAUAAUGUCUUGACUGUUUGCUUGGCAUGAUUUUUACACUUUCAAUUUGCUUGUCGCAGUAAAUAACGUCAAUUGAAAUACAUGAUUUAUUCAUUGUAGAUAUACAGAAUCAAACCAUUCCUCGCUGCUGUUCUCUCUUAAAUCAGUACAGUAAAGGUGGUCCAGCUUCAG